Molecule: messenger RNA, 6966 nt
Organism: Closterium sp. NIES-65
Lineage: Eukaryota; Viridiplantae; Streptophyta; Zygnematophyceae; Desmidiales; Closteriaceae
Source: the annotation of a GenBank genome assembly
AUGAUGCGAUUUUUCGCUGACCCAGAUCUUUCACAGAGAACGUCGCGUGAAGCAGUCGCAGGGAGCUUUCCGGGAGAGAAGCGCGCCGUGCUGGGCGAUAAGCAGAUCAUCCAAGCGGCUUCGCUGCAAACCGUAGAGCUUGAGCGCGCGGAGAACCAGCUGCGCAAACAGUGGCAAAGAGGGAUCUCGGGGGGAGAAAAGGCGGAGAAGCGAGCGCGCGGAACCAGCGGCGGAGGGGGAAGCCACCAUGGCAGGACUGGGAGCGGCGGGGACGGCGUGGGGGGAUCAGGCGGAGAGGGGAAGGGAAGAAAGACAGGCCGUCCGAUUAACGGCAUGUUGCGGCCUGUUCAGGGCGGCGAUUUCUUGGAUGUGGCGCUCCUUGCAGGGCUGGCGACGCGGGCUCGGCGGGAGGCAGCCAGGCUACAGGAGGAGAUGACACGUGUCCUCCGUGACGUGGAGAAAGCGCGUGAAGAGAGCGCGCGCAUGGGGGAACGCGCCGCCGCGGCGCUGGAAGACGCAGCGGACGCGAUAGAAGCAGCGGCUAGGGUUGCGAUUCGGAAUGGCGGGAAGAAGGGGCGGUCCGGGGGAGGCGACGCGGGAGGGAAGGGGGGAAACAGGGGAGCGCGGGCGACGGAAAUGGCUUUAGGCGGGUGGUGGGGGGACGGAGGAGUAAGGUUGAUUAAGGUUAAAGUGCCGGAUCGACACGCGGGAGGGUGCCUGGAUGAGAAGGGCGGCUCGGGAAAAGGUUUAAAGCUGUAUGUUGCGCAAUCCGAUGCGGAAGAUGCGGGGGAGGCGGAGUUAAUCGGGGAGGAUGACGUGUCGGACGAUGGUUGGGCCGCGCUUUCGCUUGAUGGCGACUCGGGGAGUGAAGGUAAGGGGGAUAUCUUGGGGACUAAGAGAUUAAAGUCGAGAGUGUUAGGGUUGUAUGGCAUGCGUCCCGGAGAUGGGCGUGGAGCGGCGGUUCGAGACGGCUCGGAUGGUGAGAGGACGGAGGAGGAAGAGGGGGAGGAGGAGGAAGAGGACGAGGAAGAAGAGGAGGAAGAAGAGGAGGAGGAAGAGGAAGAGGAAGAGGAGGAGGAAGAAGAGGAAGAUAGGGAGACGAGUGCUACAGCCGGCAAUUCCUCCGCAGCAGAAGCAGCACUCUUCGCCGCCGCAGCAGCAGUAACGGGCGCGUCUGGCCACGCUGCUGCUACAACCGCCGCCGCUACAGCCAGGCUGGAAGCUCGUGCUGCUGGGGCAGCGGCGGGGGAGGGGUCAGGGGGAGGGGGCGGAGGGGGAGGGGGAGGUGCGGGGGAGAGGAGUAGCGGGAGAGGGCGCGGAGGGGGGGGUACACCACUUGAGUCCCCUACCUCCCCCCCGCCGUCUCCUUUGUUUGAGGGGUUGACUGGUGGAAGUGUUACUGGGGUGGGGACUGGUUCUGGGGGAGCAGGGGGAACGGGGGGAAGGGGGGAAACGGGUAAAACGGGAAGUGCACGAGAGGAGUUAGGAGGGGCACCGUUGCUUGCAGGGACCCCUCUAGAAAGAGUGCAGAAACCAGCAUCACCUGCUGCUAGUUCCGCAUUCGGUUCUGGUCCGGGAUCUGCCUUUGGUUCGGGCUUUGGUUCGGGCUUGGGUUCUGGCUUCGCUGCUUCCGCGUCUUUAUCCCCCGGCCUGCGGUUCCACGGGCGGCAAAUGUCGGCGCCACCUGCCGAGCUGCUGGAGAUGAGCGGCGGGCUGGGCGGCGGGGGAGGGUUCGGAGGACUGGCUGCCGCCCAGCUAGUUGCUAUGAAACGGUUGGAAGCGGCUAAGAACUUAGGAUUGCUACCUAAUGCAGGUGGGGCUGAGGACGGGGCGGGCAGUGCUGCUGGUGGUGGUGGGGAGGUGGGAACUGGGGGCGGUGCUUCCCCUGGGAAGGAUUCGAGCCCGAGGGGGGGUGUGAGAGGGGGAGGAGGGAGCGUGGUAAGUCCGGGUAGAGAGCAGCAGCAGCAACAGCAGCAGCAGAAGCAGGGUAUCAGUGGGGCCACGGGAGCAGGAGGAGGUGGCGCAGCAGAAGCAGGGGCGACGUUUCAUGUUCCCACCCCUCCCCCACGCUCCCAGCUCCCAGCCAAUCGCUCCCCUGCCCAACGCCUAGCCGCCUCUGCUCUCGUCCGCCACGCCUCAGUAGACCUCUCCUCCCUGCGGGGCGGAUCCGGGGGAGGCUUUACCUGGGGCAGCGCGAAUCCCAGAUUCGCUGUAGACAGACUCAACAUGCUGGGGACUUCCCUAGGUCCCACCUCCCCCGGGUCACCCUCCCCUGGUUCCCCCUCCUCCCGCUCCCACCACUCUCUCGCGCCGAACCUCCGUCCGCAGGUCCCGUGGCUGCCGGCCACCGACCCUGAGCUGGCAAACCUGCCGGUUCGGAGGUUUGGUUCAGGGAUUCCAGGCCGGGGGGCAGGCUCGGUGACGAUGAGUGAAGCAGAGUUGACUGCGUUUGUGAAGGGGACUCCUCCUAGUGGGCUCGGGAGGACCCUUAGUGGGAUGGCGGGAUUGGCUGGUCGCACUGGGGGUGGGGGUGGUGGUGGUGGUGGUGCUGGAAGUGGUGCCGGUGGUGGUGGUGGGGGUGGUAUAGGUGCCAGUCCUCUUGGAGGCGGUGGUGCUGGUGGUGCUGGUGGUACGAAUAUUCACAGCCUAGGGGAGGGGGUGCCUCGUCUCAUGUCUUCCAUUCUCAUGGAGGAAGGCGGGGUUUCUGCUUCUGCUGCCAGGGGCGGCACUCACCUGGGCGGCAGUCCUCUGGGCGGCAGUCCCCUUGGGAUCACCCGCACCGCAUCGCUUUCGCCGCCCAAUUCUGGGGUGGGUGGGGGGAGGAUGCUUCCUCCUCAUUUCCUCAGGUUGACUCUCGGCCGGGUUGGUGAAGCGGCAGGGGAGGGAGGAGGCGAAGGCGGAGGAGGAGGGGGAGGAGGAGGAGGAGGGGCGGCAACAGCAGGAGGAGCAGGAGGGUCAGGAGGAGGGGGUGGCGGAGGAGGGGGAGGAGGGGGUGGAGGAGGAGGGGGAGGAGGGGGAGGAGGAGCAUGGGGAGGAGGAUGGGAGGGAAUUGUGGCCCAUAGAAAGACUGGCAGCUUAUCCCUCCUCUCCCGAACCAGCUCCGCCGCACCCAGCUUCGGCACAGCCUCGCCAGCCGGAGGCUCGGCAGCAGGCUCGGCAGCAAAUUCCCCUCUAGGAAGCGUGUCCUCCGGAUUCAGCCUAAGUCCCGGACUGGCCACUCCCCCCUCUCCCGCAUCCUCUUCCGAAGCCCCAUCCCCUGUCCCUCACUCUCCUCUCGCUCCUCUCUCCCCACUCUCCCCCCUCUCUCCUCUCCCUUCCUCCGUCCUCUCCCUCUCGCCGCUCUCCCCGCUCUCCCCCCCGGCCCGUACUCUCUCCUUUGGUGGGUUCUUCCCUCCGGGGGAUGACGGGGCUGGGGGAGCUGGCAACGCUGCUGCUGUUGCUAAUGCCAGCACUGGCACUGAGCGGAAUGAGCAUACUGCAGGUGGUGCCUCUGGUGACGCUGGUGGUGCUUCUGCUGCAGCAGGAGGGGUUGGGGGAAACACUGGUAUGGGAGGCAGUACGGUUACAUCAGACGACGGCAGCAGCAGCGGUUACAUCUCCGCAGGUACGCGUGGCGGUUACGUGUCAUCUGGUGGCGGAGCGGGCGGCGGUUACAUGUCAUCUGGUGGUACCGGGGGCGGCAGUUACAUGCCAUACGGUGGCGGCAUGGGUGGCGGCAUGAGCGGCGGUGGGGGCGGCGGUUACAUCUCCGCAUCAGACGACGAGAGUGUCCACGGGCGGCUGGACAGGUGGCGGGAAAAGGGACUUGAUACGAACACAGAGGGCGAAACAACAGAGGGGGAUUACGACACAGAGAGGGAGGAGAGGGAGGAGGCGAAGAGGAGGGAGAGGCAGGAGAGGUUAUGGCGACUGGAAAAGAAGGUGGAGGUAGAAGAGUAUGAUACGGACCAGGAGUUGGAGCUUCGGCGGGAGGAACGGCAGCUGGCUCGGCAGCAGGCUCGGGAGAAGAGGUUAGGGUUGGCAGCAGAGAUGAUGAAGGCGGAGAUUGAGAAGGCUGCAGCUGCGGUGGGAGGUUUGGGAGGAAUGGGAGGAGGUAUGGGAGGAGGCAUGGGAGGAGGUAUGGGGGGAGGUAUGGGUGGGAAUGGCAUGGGCAUAGGCAUGGGGAUGGGAAUGGGGAGGGAGGGUGAGGGGGAUCGAUUUAUGAGGGGGAAUGAAGCAACAGAUACGCAUGAGCAUGGGCGUGGGCAUGCACAUGGGCAUGGGCAUGAGCAUGGCUCAUCGCACGUCCGGCGACUUUCGGGAGGUAGUGGUGGGGGGGCGGCAGCAGCAGCUUCGGGCGGCACAGCAGCAGGUUCGACAGCAGGAACGGUUGGCGGUUUGGGGAGUCAAAUAAGCCUUGGGCUAGGACUGGGGGACAGUAUCGCUGCUGGUGCUUCUCUGGGUGGUGCUUCUAACAAUCGUGCUUCUAACACGCCCUCUUUAAUAGCACAUGGUCCCCUGGGCAGCCCUCUAGGAGGAAGCCCCUUGCACAGCCCCCUAGGGAGUCCCCGCGGGGGGAGCCCCCUAGGGGGAAGCCCCCUAGGGGGAAGCCCCCUAGGGGGAAGCCCAUUGGGGGGAAGUCCUCUAGGUAGCCCUCUCAGCAGCCCCCUGGGUAGUCCCCUCAGUACGGGCAGCAGCGGUGGGUUCGGUGGGUUCGGUACGGGCCUGCUCCGAGGCUUGGGAAACAGCUUCGGCGGGGAGAUGGCUGUAGGUUCGGGGUAUGGGCGGCGGAGGAAGCACAGGAGGGGGUCAACGCUGGGGGAAUUGACUGAGACAGAGUGGGAGGGGACGGAUAGUGAGUGGGAGGAGGGGAUGGAGGAGAGACUAGCGAGGAUUCAGAGGGAGGAGAGGGAGAAGAGAGAGAGGGAUGCUGCUGCUGCUGCUGCUGCAGCGGCGGCGGCAGCAGCGGCUUUGGCAGUUGGGGAAGGAGGGAGGGGGAGAGGGGGAGAAGGAGGGGCGGGAGGGAGAGAGGUGUUGAGUAGUGGGGAGGAGGACGGAUUGAGGCGGUUCGGAGGGCCGCUAGGAGGUUCGGCGGAAAACCUGGCUGGUUUGGGAGGAGGCUCGGGUGGAGGUUUGCCGGGAGGUCCGGGGGGACGCUCGGCAGGGAACCUGGUAGGCCUGGGAGGAGGUUCGGGAGGAGUUUCGGGAGGAGGUUCGGGAGGAGGUGGAGGAGGUAUGGGAAGUGGUUCGGUUUCCAUGCAGAGUGACCUGCCUAGGGGGUUAAGUAUGAACAGGAGAGGCUCGAUUUCUAAGGAGGACUUACUUGCUGCUCUUGUUCCUCUAGGUUCUAGUAAGGAUGGAGAGAGAGGAGAGAGAGGAGUAAGCAGCAGGGAGAGUGGAGACGAGGGAGGAGGGGCAUUUGGGAGGAGCAGUGGUGCGGGAGGGGGUAGGGAUGUUGGGUUGGGGAAUGGGGAGUGGGGGGGGGCUGGUCGGGGGAGUGAGGGGAGGGGAGAAAGGGGUGGGGAUGGGAAGGAGCAGGAGCAGGGUGGGGGGAGGGGAGUGAGUGUUGGUUCGAGUGCGGGAGUGUCAGAUAGUGGAAGCGGUGGGGUGUUUUUCGAGAUUUCUCUUGAGGCUGGUGACAGUGCGGAGAGUGCUUAUAGAGAGGCGGCUUCUAACGAGUAUUCUCGGGGAGGGAACGCAGCUCUAUCCCCCACUUCCCCUCCCGGCCAAUCACAGUCGUCCGUUCUGGGUUUUCCCUCUAAGGUAACUUCGGAACAGGAUUUGUUAAAGAAGAGGUUGAAUCCGCUGCGAGUGUGGUUAGCGGAGCAGACUAUCGAGAGUACGGUUGCUGGUGCUAAAAGCCCGGAGCGUGAUGGAAAGCAGGAAGAUUUAAGUGCCGGCGUGAAGAGUUCAAAUAUUGGUGGGGGGAGUGGCUUUGGGAGGGAAGGACAAGGAAAUUCAGAGGUAGGAGGGGGAGGCGGAGGGGGAGGGGGAGCAGCAGCGGGGGGGAAAGGGGGAUUAGGGGGGUUGGGAAGUGGGCUGGCGGGAUUAGCUAGUCUGCAAGGGCUGUUAGGUGGAGGGGGUGCGGGAGGAAAUGGGAUGGGGGCGGGUGCAGGGGCACGGGAGGGGAUGAAUGGGGGAGGGGGAGGGGGACAGGGUGUGGGGACCAUUGGAGGGCAGUUAGGGGGGGAGAGGGGCCGCGCAAUCAAUUCAUUGCAGCAGCAGCAGCUGUUGCAAGCGUCUACAGAUCAAGCUUUAGCCCGGUUUGAACGGCUGGCUGCUGGUGGCACUAGUGACGCUGCUGCUGCUGGAUCCUCCACAAGUGCAGGGCAGGGACAGGAACAGCAGCAGCAGCAGCAGCAGCAGCAGCAGCAGCAACGGCUGUUGCAGGCGUCUACAGACCAAGCCCUCGCCCGUUUUGAACGGCUGGCUGCUGCUGGUGGUGCUGCUAGUGCUACUGGUGGUUCUGGUGGUGCUUCUGCUGCUUCCCCAGGAGCAGCUGGAGGAGCAGGAGGAGGGGCAGGAGAAUCUAGAGGUGUGGGUGAGAGGAAGAAUCCACGAGCGGCCUCUGCUUCCUUGCAGCAGCCCACUCCUCUCCCCGGCCCCCCCUCUCCUGGUGUGAAUGGAAGGGAGAUGGGGAGUUGUAACAGGGAAGGUGCGAAUCCCAGUGACAGAGGUAGAGGAGGGGGUAUGGGACAGAGCAGAGGGGGUGGAGAAGGAGCAAGAGGAGGAAGUGGAGGAGGAGGGGAGGGGAUGAAUGGGAGAGGAGGAGAAGGGCAGUUGGGCAGCCCUGCUAGUAGCACUUCUAGCCGUGGGAGUGUUGGGGGGAGGGCAGGGGGAGGAGGAGGAGAAGGGGGAGGAGAUGGUCGGAGGGGAGUGGGCGGAAGGGGAGAGGGGGGCGGAAGAGGUGGGGGAAGGGGGGCGGGAGGAGGUGGGAGAGAUGGAGGGGGGAGGGGAGGUGCGGGGAGAGGGGGAGGGGGGGGGUAG